Penicillium paradoxum is the source of this 807-nucleotide messenger RNA. Its product is annotated as Fig1 domain-containing protein. The transcript has 4 exons. The record is from RefSeq and is a predicted model, not a curated record. Bases 1 to 807 code for a protein of 268 amino acids. Gene Ontology annotation, biological process: conjugation with cellular fusion. Gene Ontology annotation, cellular component: membrane; mating projection tip. Lineage: Eukaryota; Fungi; Ascomycota; Eurotiomycetes; Eurotiales; Aspergillaceae.
AUGGCUGGUCCUUUUGCACAAAAAUGGGGUCGAUUCAUUCCUAUGAUUGGGUACCACCAUGUAUUGAUGAUCAUUAUCGCGGUUGCGAUUAUCCUAUUAUCACUCCUGUUGGCCGGUUGCUCUUCAUCAUCCCCACAAAUACCUGACAUCUUCCUCAUCUCUCUAUACUAUGAGCGCUAUGAUCCUAUACGGGAUCUCGCCCAAGUCCAGCCAGAUGUCCAUCUUCCCAUCUCCCGUAUCGUCGGUGGCGCAGAGAUGGAAGUCCGGGUGGGAUACUUCGGUAUUUGUAUUCAGCCAGACGGGGGUUCUUUUAUCUGCAAUGCCAACGCGACGGCCCUGGCUGAGAUUGUCACUGUGGAUCAAGAUCCCCUCAACCUUAUCUGGGUGGCAUCGACGUUCAAGGACGCUGUUGUGUUCCCAUAUCUCCUGAUUGUCGCUGUCAUUCUUGCAUUCUUCUGUUUCAUCCUUCUAGCAACUUUCCCCGGUUGGCACGAGGAGGUCGACGACUCUGGAUCUGAGCGUGAGGUCAAGCCUUUCCCCUCACGACCCGUCUCACAAGCUGCACUAGCCCUCAUUUUCGUGUCCUCGGUUUUUGUCCUCGUAUCUGUACUAUGGCAACACACAGCAUCUGUCGCUGCAAGUACGAUAGCCCAAGACAUGGGCAAUGGGAGUGUGAAAAGCGGCGUCGGCUCUUCUGCAAUGGUGCUUGGCUGGUUUGGCUUUGUCCUGCUGGUCAUAGUAACUGUUGGCCUGUUGGUCAUGAUAUUGAGUAUCAGUCUGAUCCGCAAACUGACCGAUGAGGAAUAA